Mugil cephalus (flathead mullet) is the source of this 1158-nucleotide messenger RNA. RefSeq names its product dolichyl-phosphate mannosyltransferase subunit 1, catalytic (gene dpm1). Gene Ontology annotation, biological process: GPI anchor biosynthetic process; protein O-linked glycosylation via mannose. The record is from RefSeq and is a predicted model, not a curated record. Gene Ontology annotation, molecular function: dolichyl-phosphate beta-D-mannosyltransferase activity. Gene Ontology annotation, cellular component: endoplasmic reticulum membrane. The transcript has 9 exons. Bases 39 to 794 code for a protein of 251 amino acids. NCBI's taxonomy places the organism in Eukaryota, Metazoa, Chordata, Actinopteri, Mugiliformes, Mugilidae.
ACUUCCUGCUGCGUCAUCGCGUCGCCAGUCACGUCGCCAUGGCGAGCCGGAAAACUUCUCAACCAAAGCGAAGCAGCAACGGAGACAAAUACUCCGUGCUGCUGCCGACCUACAACGAAAGAGAAAACCUGCCUUUGAUAGUUUGGCUUUUGGUGAAAUAUUUCGGCGAGAGCGGAUUCAACUACGAAAUAAUUGUCAUUGAUGACGGAAGCCCAGAUGGGACACUGGAGGUGGCGGAGCAGUUGCAGAAAAUCUAUGGGAAGGACAAAAUACUCCUACGGCCGAGGGAGAAAAAACUAGGCCUGGGCACCGCCUACAUCCACGGCAUGAAGCACGCUACUGGGAACUUCAUCAUCAUAAUGGACGCAGAUCUUUCUCAUCAUCCCAAGUUUAUCCCGGAAUUCAUCCAGAAGCAGAAGGAAGGUAACUACGACCUGGUGUCUGGAACUCGAUACAGUGGAAACGGAGGCGUCUAUGGCUGGGACCUGCGCAGGAAACUCAUCAGCCGGGGUGCCAACUUUUUGACUCAGGUGCUGCUGAGACCCGGCGCCUCAGACCUCACAGGCAGCUUCAGGUUGUACAAGAAAGAGGUGUUGGAGAGUCUGAUGCAGCGCUGCGUGUCCAAAGGAUACGUCUUUCAGAUGGAGAUGAUUGUUCGGGCCAGGCAGCUCAAUUUCACAAUCGGAGAGGUUCCCAUUUCCUUCGUGGAUCGAGUUUACGGAGAGUCCAAACUGGGAGGCAACGAGAUCGUGUCAUUCGCCAAAGGACUGAUCACACUCUUCGCCACGACAUGAUCAGACGAAGCGCUGCGUUCGGACGUCCCACAGCCGUGUGGGUCUUUGUCCCGCUCUUAAAUUCACUGUCUUUAAUCCAGUAGUUAAUGAGGCGGAGAAAGAAAAAAGCUCCAUGUGAUCAGACGGUGACGCGACUCUGUUAGCAGUAAAUAUAAAAUACGUUCAGAAUAACGAAAGGAACUCUGACUGCGCUUUACGCUCGUCCAUCCGUCAUCGUCGUGUUUAAUCUUUUUGAAGCGAAGCGCAGCGUCUCAUCGUUCCCGGCGCAGACAGCUGACUGAACUCUGCAUUAACGAGAUGGGUUUAAGUACUGAACUGCUACACCUGCACUUGUCUGUAUAGAAUUAAACUGAUUUGUAUUGUU